GAGACUUGCCCGUUUCAGCUGUCAUCUUAUCGGCCUGUACGUUGUUGGCAGCGAUGACCUUGAUGGUUUGUGGGUCAAAAGAAGCUUUAAGCUUUGCUUUGUAGAAUGACGUUAAUGUGUGACGUUUGUUCUCUGACUGCUCACUUGCCACUUUGGGACUAUAAAUGCAUUAGAUGCCCACACAGCCCCGCCACUUUAGAAUGAGCGCCGUGGAAUUGUCUGGUUUUCCGUGUUCAGCUACACCAGCAAGAAAGGGUGCCCUGUACGUGGGGCACAGCGGUCAGGCCAGGCAAGAGGGCGAUCUCCCCAUGUCGGCCAGGAACGGCUCGGCAAGCGAUGAAGAGUGCCGUAUCACCGAGGUGUGCCGCGCCCCCGAGGAUGUGGAGCUGACAGAGCUGGGCCCCCUGCUGGAGGAGUCCGGGGGGCCAGGCAAGGCACAGGGGGCCACAGCUGGGGGGCCAGCAGGGGCAGCAGCCUGCCCUGAGGAGGAAGAGGAGGAGGAGGAGGAGGAAGGAGUGAGAGUGAUUACACUGCCGCUGCAGGCCCAUCAUGCCAUGGAGAAGAUGGAGGAGUUUGUGUACAAGAUGUGGGAAGGACGCUGGAGGGUGAUCCCAUACCAUGUGCUGCCGGAGUGGCUGAAGGACAAUGACUACCUGCUGCACGGGCACCGGCCGCCCAUGCCUUCCUUCCGGGCCUGCUUCGGCAGCAUCUUCAGGAUCCACACCGAGACCGGCAACAUCUGGACACACCUGCUUGGUCUGAUCCUGUUCCUGUGCCUGGGUAUCCUGACAAUGCUGCGCCCCAAUGUCUACUUCAUGGCGCCCCUGCAGGAGAAGGUGGUGUUCGGGAUGUUCUUUCUGGGUGCUGUGCUGUGCCUAUGUUUCUCCUGGCUCUUCCAUACGGUGUACUGCCACUCCGAGAAAGUGUCCCGCACCUUUUCCAAGCUGGAUUACUCCGGGAUCGCCCUGCUGAUCAUGGGCUCCUUCGUGCCCUGGCUGUACUACUCCUUCUACUGCUCCCCUCAGCCACGCCUCAUCUACCUCUCCAUUGUCUGCGUGCUGGGCAUCGCCGCCAUCAUCGUGUCGCAGUGGGACCGCUUCUCCACCCCACGCCACCGGCCCACGCGCGCAGGAGUGUUCAUGGGCCUGGGCCUGAGUGGUAUCGUGCCCACUAUGCACUUCACUAUCGCUGAGGGUUUCGUCAAGGCUACCACCGUGGGCCAGAUGGGCUGGUUUUUCCUAAUGGGCGCCAUGUACAUUACCGGCGCAGGGCUGUACGCCGCCAGGAUCCCCGAGCGCUACUUCCCCGGCAAGUGUGACAUCUGGUUUCAGUCUCACCAGAUCUUCCACGUGCUGGUGGUGGCGGCUGCCUUCAUCCACUUCUACGGCGUGUCCAACCUGCAGGAGUUCCGCUACGGCCUGGAAGGGGGCUGCACCGAUGACUCGUUGCUCUGAGAGGACACCGCAUCCCCCCACCACACACACACACACACACACACACACACACACACACGGCAGCCUGCACCCACUGUUCCCAAGUGCCGCUGGGGCUCGCAGGACCCCGUGUAGAAUCAGCCUCUCCCUGCCGAUAUCCUUUCUGACCGGCCUCGGGCCCUGGAGCGUGGGGGGGCCCUGUGGCAUUCUCCCUGGAGCUCCUGCUUGGAUCCUCCAGCCUUCGAAUGAUACAUUUCCGGCCGGGGGGGUGUGUGCUGAACAAAAGUACAUGGCUCGCCGUGAGGGAUCGAGAGAUUCGGCGAUGCUAAGAGGCGUCCCUUCCGACAGGCAUUCCUGGAGGCUGCCGCGUUCCUGUAGGUGUAGCUAGGGAGGCGCGGUGUGAUCCGAACCCAAAGGAAAAAUUUAGAGAAGGCCUCGAUGAGUCCUUCGCGGGGCGCACACCAAGUCGGAAAGGAAAUCGGCAGAGAGCAAAGGUGCUGGACAAAGCGUUUUACAAGUCAGCUAUGGACGUGCUGGUCUCUCUUGACUCCCUGGGCUCAGGUGUCGGUUUGAGUCUUGGCCGUUCAUUCCUGCCUCUUCGUCCUUCAGGUUCGUUUGAUCUAGGUAUUGUAACGCCGCCCACAGGCUCACACAGAGCCUGCCUUUCAGAUCCAUACAGCUCUGAAUCCCGGCGCGAAAAAUGCUUUGAAGAUGCCCUUCAAUCCAUGAAUUCAUGGAUCCCCAGUUGAUCCUCGAGAGCUGUAAUCCUGCAGACCUCUUGUCUGUUUAAAUCGUCACUCUUUCUCCUCUGGAGAAAGGUGUUAUAGUGUAUCGGUCCAGCUGAUUCGGAAUGAGAUCCUUCUCUUAAGCUGUUGGUGUGAGAUUGUGAUGGCAGAGGAAAUUCGAGAAAGAAGGCGUUCGCCUUCUGGAGCAGAAAAGGAGGGCUGAAGGGAGACAGGCUUUAUAUGAGAAAGGGAGAGGGCCAUAGCUGUGGUAGUGAAUGAGUUACAAUGGGAUUUUAGAUUUUACUUGUAAUUGAAGAGGCAGGAAUGCGAAUCAAGCUAACAGCCAAGAGAUAAUCAGUAGCGGAGAGGGGGGAAUCAGUGGCCAUUAAAAAGUUGUUCUUGACAAAAGUCUGUGAAAUGGGUUUUUACAUUCAUUUCCCGUUUUGUUUUUUAUGGAAAUUCUGCAGGCCGGUUAAAAACGAAGAGGCAGUUGGUUCUCUGUUGUAACUUCAUUAGCUCUGAUCUUGUCUAUGAUCAUUGGACAGACUGAUUAGUGAAGUGUACCCCUCUUUUCAAAACCUGAGUAUUUGGCGGGGAACCUGGAGACCGAAUUUGGCAGAAUUUGUAACGUGAUGAACUCUGCUAACUGACGCUCUUCUUGAGCGCCAUCAUGUAAAAACCUGACUGGAAACACAAGCAGUCAACACUGUCUGUACCUUUCUGGGCUGUCUUAGGCAUCUAACGGUUUUCUUCGAAACGCAUACUCUGGAAAUCACUUCCCCAUUGUGGCUUGGGAGGAAAUGGAGCAGGUAACUUAUUGGCAUUGCACAGACUUAUAACGCACAAGGUCUUUUCGAUGGGCUGUAUGGUGCAACACUAAUUUUCUUCCCCUGUCCAUUUCCUCCCACAUCAUCAGAUAUUCAUUUUCAUAAACUGUAUUUGCUAGAGUAGUGAAAAUGGUCAAUAUCAGUCUAAUAUGCAACAAUGUCAGCUGUGUUCGCACACAGCAACGUAUUGAAUAAGAUGCGGGACAAUUUAGAUGAUUUUACUUUAACUGCUGUACAUUAGAAUGAGAUAUUGAUUUAAGAUACAAGGAUCCCAGUUAAAACACUGUUUGGAACUGUGAAGACUGAUACUGAACUGCUACCUUUUACAUCUCAAAACUAGUGCAGAUCAAGACGAAUGUGGGAUGACUCCAGUUUGAUGUACUCUAGGAGUUGUUCCCUUUAUACAUUUUGUCCAGGAAACACUGCAUGUACUUUGCAAGAUCUAAAGUGCGGUGGGCAUCAGUGGAAAUUGUAGACAUAAACUCCCCUGGUCGCUUAACCCACUUUGUCAGCAAAUUAUUAACAUUGUUACCUUUGAUGGGGGAAAAAUAAACCAUCUGGUGGAUUUUAAUCUAACUAGUUAUUCUUCCCGAUGCAGUGUGUUCCCUUAGUAUUUUCUGUGCCUUAAGCAAAUGGAAAUAAAAAAGGGACAAACUUUGUAAAGGUCUGGUGCACUUUAAACACCAGGAGCAGUCAGGGAGCAGCCAGUUCAGAAUGUGUUGCAACUAAAUCAGUUUGACCUGGAUCUUGAGUGACUACAUCAUUUUUCUCUUUCUUCCAUCUGUGGCUUUUUCAUUUUGAUCUGGCAGUUAGAGUUCAUUGAAGCCCAUCGAUAAGCUUGUUCUGCUGCUGUGCUCGUAGACAGGGGUGUGCCUCUUUUAAGUCUCUUUAAAGCUGGGUGCUUAACAAAGACUUUUUAACACUGCGUUGAACACGCAUGGCGUGUCCUUUCAUGUAGGCCUGUGAUCAUCCAUUUCUCCCUUCCAGCCACAGCCUGUAUAUCUAGAUGUAAGAUGUUCUAUUAAAUAUUUAAUAAAGCUUACAGUUAGAAACCA
Messenger RNA from Lepisosteus oculatus (spotted gar), 4040 nucleotides. It is a transcript of the gene adipor1a, whose product is annotated as adiponectin receptor 1a. Gene Ontology annotation, molecular function: signaling receptor activity. Gene Ontology annotation, biological process: adiponectin-activated signaling pathway. Lineage: Eukaryota; Metazoa; Chordata; Actinopteri; Semionotiformes; Lepisosteidae. Gene Ontology annotation, cellular component: plasma membrane. The record is from RefSeq and is a predicted model, not a curated record.